This is a messenger RNA of Salvia miltiorrhiza (redroot sage), 1253 nucleotides long. RefSeq lists its product as uncharacterized. NCBI's taxonomy places the organism in Eukaryota, Viridiplantae, Streptophyta, Magnoliopsida, Lamiales, Lamiaceae. Bases 669 to 971 code for a protein of 100 amino acids. The record is from RefSeq and is a predicted model, not a curated record. The transcript is spliced from 6 exons.
CAAUAUUCAUGGCUUCUUCCUUUCAAAAAUUCUCUCUCGCUCUUGCUGGGCAUUUUUUUUUCUUGAGUUGGUUAUGUCUAGAUAUGUAAUUCAAGUUGUUGUUUAGUUUGUAUGGAAAUUCGGUAAAUUUCUUCAGCAUAAGUUUGCUUCCAUUUCUGCAGCUUUCAUCUUUUUGCUUUCUCUUUUUACAUCUACGGUUUGCCUCUCUUGACAACUUCUUGCUUUUCCUUCUUUCUUUUUUAUAUCUUCAGCUUCUAAGUUUGAGCAGCAUGUUGGUCGCAAGACGAAGCACCCUAGGAACCAGAUAUACUUUGUGAAUGACAAGAUCCAUCAGAUAGUUUAGGAGUUGAGAAGAACCUCAUAGAGUAUGCUAUUAGAUGCAAUCCAGACUGUGUUUGGCUCUCCUAUAAAUCAAAAGGCCUUCUACACUUGGAAAGAAUCAUUUGGAGACCCGCGAGCUUCAGCGUAUAUAUGGGAAGGAAAAGCUAAACAUAUGAAUCAUGACUCAUGAGUUACUAGAACUUGCUGUUUCUUUUGAGUCUUUGCCGGGUAAGUCAACUACCAGGUUUUGAGCAUUGCAGGAGUUGUACGGAGUAUUCUGUGGCAGGCUGAUAGGCCUAAAUUUGUAUCUGCACUCUAUCAGACCAACUGUGGAGAUGUUAGUCUGAAUGUGCUUGCAUUUAUUAGAGAAGGUGGCUAGCUUGAUUUUCACAUUCAGUGUGCGCAUUACUUUCCAUCAUCAUCAUCAUCACUCUCGAUUCGUCAAUUUACAGAGGGCUCUUAUUCAGAAGGCUUUACACAAAUGUGAGAAGAUUUUAGCCGAGUUGAAGCUGGAGCUGUGCGGUACUAGCACUGCUGCCUGUGAUCAGUACUCUGAAGUGGAGUUGCGGUCUGCUGCUGCUGCUCGAAUUGUCACUCAGGAUGACGUGAACGAAUAUGCGGCACUGGGGAGGAUUUUCAUCCUACAUUAAAGCCAUUUCAGCUAUGAUUGGAAUAAAUUUUCUUGUGUUUUUGGUAAUUCAAGUUCUUUCUCUUUUCUCUAUUUUUUCUGCUAACAACCUAUUUUUUCUUAUGUAACAAUCGAUUUUUUUAUUCUUUUUUACUAAGCUUCUCACACUCUUUCUUUUACUUUUUUAUUUAUUUAUUAAUUUUUACUAGCAAGAAUACAACAAUGUACAGCACUGGAAAAUAGUUACAGAAUUUGCUAUGUAUUUUUCUUUGUAUUUUUCCAUCUUAAAAUGGUCUUUGUUAUA